AUGCUGCGAAUUUCUCUAUUUCUGCUUGUUGCUUUCCACACAGCUCAGAGCCUACUAAUCUGUUCUUUCAAUGUGAGGUCAUUUGGAGAAGCUAAGAGGACAAGACCAGAAAUUAUGGACAUCAUUGUAAAGAUUAUUUCCAGGUGUGACAUCAUGCUACUGAUGGAAAUAAAGGACAGUGGCCACCGACUGUGCCCCUUUCUGUUGGAGAAAUUGAACGGUUACUCACGUGAACCGUACAGAUAUGUGGUCAGCAACAGAUUAGGAAGAAAAAGCUAUAAGGAGCAAUAUGCCUUUUUCUACAGACUGAAAAUGGUGUCUGUGAAGCAAACCUACCAGUAUCCUGACCUGCAGCCUGGCGACGAAGAUGCGCUUUCCAGGGAGCCUUUCGUCAUCUGGUUCUCCUCUCCAAAAACCGUGGCCAAGGAAUUUGUGAUAAUCCCCCUGCACACAACCCCAGAAAUGUCUGUGCGAGAAAUCGAUGAACUCUAUGAUGUGUACCUAGAUGUCAAACAGCACUGGGCUUCUAAGAAUUUCAUCUUCAUGGGAGACUUUAAUGCUGGCUGUGGCUACGUUGCAAAGAAGCACUGGAAGAAUAUCCGACUAAGAAAUCACACCCAGUUUGUUUGGCUGAUUGGUGACAACUGUGACACAACCGUGAAAGCAAGUACCCGCUGCCCCUAUGACAGGAUUGUGCUCCACGGAGAUAAGCUCAUCAAUGCCGUUGUGGCGAACUCAGCGACUAUCUUUGAUUUUCAGAGUGCCUUUUCGAUGACUGAAGAGCAGGCUUUAGCAGUGAGUGACCACUUUCCAGUAGAGUUCAGGCUGAGAACUGCCAGGCGGCCUCCCAGAUCGAGAGCAAGACGUCCCAGCCACGUUGUGCAACAGAUUCAGUGA
Varanus komodoensis (Komodo dragon) is the source of this 897-nucleotide messenger RNA. It is a transcript of the gene DNASE1L3, whose product is annotated as deoxyribonuclease 1 like 3. Lineage: Eukaryota; Metazoa; Chordata; Lepidosauria; Squamata; Varanidae. Gene Ontology annotation, biological process: apoptotic DNA fragmentation; programmed cell death involved in cell development. Gene Ontology annotation, molecular function: DNA nuclease activity. The transcript has 8 exons. Gene Ontology annotation, cellular component: nucleus. The coding region runs from base 1 to 897 and encodes 298 amino acids. The record is from RefSeq and is a predicted model, not a curated record.